CAUUCGCUCUGAGCCCCAUUUUAAAACUCCCCUGUUGUUGAAUGGUUACAGGCUUCCAUUUCAAACUUACACUCAUCUCUGCUCCCAGCACCCGGGGGGGCCCUAGCGCUGCUCUGACUUGGGUGCUGUGGGGUCACAGGUGGUGAGUCUAUCAUGGCUGAGCUUGGCCCUGUCACAAGUACUGGGUGAGCUCCAUCCUUGCGGAUCCUGAGAAGCUAAGGCGAGUGUCCUGACUUCCAGUCUGGUCAGACACGUGGUGGUAGUUGGUGUUAAGAUGAGUCUAAAGCUGGGUUAUCAUCAAAGGAAAGAAAACUGUUCUGGCACCUGGACUGGGAAUAAUGGGACUCCUUAAGGUGAUCCACACCACAGUUAGUACUGUCCCCUAGGGGGCAGUCUGGAGACUUGGAGGGCAUUUUCUGAUUGAGGCAAAACUUUGAAGGGAUGCUACUGGCGCUUAGCUGAUAUGGCCCGGACGCUAGGCAUUCUGGAAUGCUUGAGACACCCCUCGCCGCCAACCCAUGAAGAGUUCCCAAGAUACCUUUCUAAUGACCUGCUGGACGUCAUGUGUACGAAAAGCUUGCUUAUCUGAGCAUAGAACUAUUUUUAACAUGUAAACACGAAAUUGUUUUUCUACAUUUUGGAAAAGACUCCAAGUUUGCCAGGAAUGUACCUACGUGUAAAUUAAAACCGGACUUUGCUUUGUUCUGCCCUUGGCCAAGAGCUUGUUCAUUAUUUUGGAACAUCAGGUCACCAAUGGCAACACUGCUGGUGGUACAUGAGUCACCGGCAAAGCACCAGUGUCAGUGGACAUUGUAGCUCUCAGGUCCAUGGCGAUGAAACGGAGUAGGCAGUGGGCUACGGUGUCUUCUCUUUUAGUUGGGCCCAAGCUUUCACAGAUGAAGCAUUUUUUAUUAUCACUUACCUUUAUGUCUUCCUUCUGUUACAGUGAGAAAAUUAUAUGGAAUCGUGGUCACUUUUGCCAUGCAUGAUGUAGGGACAUUACUCAUGCAUUUCCUUCCCAGGUAGUCCUGGGGCCUUGACCCUGAAAGGGUUGAGAACUGGUGUAACCAUGAUCGUUUCAAAUGCUGGCGAUGAGGAGGGAACAGUAAAACCUCCCCAGGAUAUUUGAUAAGUCUCCUCCCCACCUCUCCUAUCCUACUUUCCAGGGCGUGGAACAGGGGAUCUAGAUGGGAGAUUCUUGGGGGGGGAGGGGUCCAGAACGUGGCUCCCCAGUUAAUGGGUGAUGGAAUUUGCACAAGAGCUGGGCAAAGGUGAAAGGGCCUGUCCUGCCCCAAAUCCCUCAUCCCUUCGCUCCGCUUCACUGACACCUCCACCCCCUCCCCACUCCAGGCAGCUAACUUCAUCCAAACUCUGACCUUACUCUCUCUACUUAACUCUAGCCCAGGGCAGCCAAGACAAGAAGAAAGGCAGGCAGCAUGAGCCGAUCACACCCCCAUCCCAUCCAACUCCAGUCCAUGGGCCCCCAGGAUGCCCUGGUCCCCUUGCCACAGCCACCACCACCGCCACCGCCACCACCGCAGCCUGCUGUCCAAAAACCCUCCUCUCACCCUUGGGCCUCUCACUGUGGGCCUCCUCCCUGGGGCCUCAGCUGUCUUCUGGCUCUGCAGCAUAUCUUGGUGCUGGCUUCUCUGCUCUGUGCCUCCCACUUGCUCCUGCUCCAAAGUCUCCCCCAAGGAGAGCUCUCAUACUCCCCUGCCCAGCUCUUGGCCUCCAGCCUCUUUUCGUGUGGUGUGUCUACCACCCUGCAAAUUUGGAUAGGGAGCAGGCUGCCUCUUGUCCAGGCUCCAUCCUUAGAGUUCCUUGUCCCUGCUCUGGUGCUGACCAGCCAGAAGCUACCUCUGGCCAUCCGGACACCUGGAAACUCCUCUCUCGUGCUGCGCCUGUGCGGGGGGCAGGGCUGCCAUGGUCUGGCGCUCCGGAACACUUCUCUCCGAGAGGUGUCCGGGGCUGUGGUGGUAUCCGGGGUGCUGCAGGGCACGCUGGGGCUGUUGGGGGGUCCUGGCCACUUGCUCUCCCACUGUGGGCCCCUGGUGCUGGCCCCCAGCCUGGUGGUGGCAGGGUUCUCUGCCCACAGGGAGGUGUCCCUUUUCUGCUCUACUCACUGGGGCCUGGCCUUGCUGCUUAUCGUGGUCAUGGUGGUCUGUUCUCAGCACCUGGGCUCCUGCCACUUACGACCGUGCCCCUGGAGGCCAGCUUCAACCUCCUCACCUGCCACUCACAUUCCUGUCUUCCGGCUCCUCUCGGUGCUGAAUCCGGUGGCCUGUGUGUGGAUCAUCUCUGCCCUUCUGCGUCUGAGCGUCAGCCCCCUGGAGCUGUCUGCCUCCCCCAAGGCACCGUGGGUUUGGCUGCCUCACCCAGCUGAGUGGGACUGGCCCUUGCUGACACCCAGGGCUGUGGCGGCAGGCAUCUCCAUGGCUUUGGCAGCCUCCACCAGCUCCCUGGGCUGCUAUGCCCUGUGUGGCCGGCUGCUGCAAUUGCCUUCCCCACCUCCACAUGCCUGCAAUCGAGGGCUGAGCCUGGAGGGUCUGGGCAGUGUGCUGGCCGGGCUAUUGGGGAGCCCUGUGGGCACUGCAUCCAGCUUCCCCAACGUGGGCACAGUGAGUCUUAUCCAGGCUGGAUCUCGGCGAGUGGCCCACCUGGUGGGGCUGUUCUGCGUGGGGCUUGGGCUCUCCCCCAGGCUGGCCCAGCUCCUCACCACCAUCCCACUGCCUGUGCUUGGUGGGGUGCUUGGGGUGACCCAGGCCGUGGUUCUGUCUACUGGAUUCUCCAGCUUCCACCUGGCUGACAUUGACUCUGGGCGGAACGUCUUCAUUGUUGGCUUCUCCAUCUUCAUGGCCCUGCUGCUGCCGAGAUGGCUUCGGGAAGCCCCGGUCCUGCUGAGCACAGGACUCUUGGGUUUCCUCUUAGAGAACACCAUUCCUGGCACGAGGCCUGAGCGAGGCCUAGGUCAAGGGCUGCCAUCCCCUUUCUCUGCCCAAGAGGCUCAGAUGCCUCAGAAGUCCAGGGAGAAGGCUGCUAAAGAAUACGGACUUCCUUUCCCCACCCAAAACUGGUGUCCCUGGAUCCCCCAGCCCCUCCGGUGCCUCUGCCCCCUGCCCGAAGACCCUAGCAAUGAGGAAGGAGGAACCUCUGAGCCAGGAGAGACAGCCGACUUGUUGCUUGGCUUUGGGGAGCAGUGUCCUGAGUCUAGCACAGAACUGAGGUCUCAGUGAUUACUGGGACUCCUACCCCGUCCCAGUUAGUUUAGCCAGAUCUCCCAGCUUGCCGUGAGAGUCAGCUUGCAGGCUCUCGUUUCUCCUAGGAAGAAGGGUGUGUGUGUGUGUGUGUGUGUGUGUGUUGUGUGUGUGAGAGAGAGAGAGAGAGAGAAAUGGGCCCACCUAAAGGUCUCACUUCCCAAUAGGUGUGUUGCCUUUCCUUCUCUUAAUUAGGCCUAACCGUUCUGGGCAGGGGCCAUGGUUUAGUGGGCCAUGACUGACUGACUGACUGACUGAAUGAAUGAGCUUUUGCAUGUGACCCAUCUAUAGUCGAACCCCAGAAUUCACUUAACAAAUAUUUAUUGAGGGCCUCCCAUGUGCAAGGUCUUGGAACUACAGAUAUGGGUAAGACAGGGUCCCUGCCUUCUUCAGGCACUUACCAUUGAAAAGGACUUAUGUACGGGCACCUUGGGUGGCUCAGUCGGAUAAGGGUCCAAUUCUUGACUUUGGCUUAGGCACCCGUGUAGG
This is a messenger RNA of Hyaena hyaena (striped hyena), 3743 nucleotides long. RefSeq names its product solute carrier family 23 member 3 (gene SLC23A3). Gene Ontology annotation, cellular component: membrane. Gene Ontology annotation, molecular function: transmembrane transporter activity. The record is from RefSeq and is a predicted model, not a curated record. Lineage: Eukaryota; Metazoa; Chordata; Mammalia; Carnivora; Hyaenidae. The transcript is spliced from 12 exons. Gene Ontology annotation, biological process: transmembrane transport. Bases 1437 to 3233 code for a protein of 598 amino acids.